This is a messenger RNA of Lolium perenne, 405 nucleotides long. Lineage: Eukaryota; Viridiplantae; Streptophyta; Magnoliopsida; Poales; Poaceae. The record is from RefSeq and is a predicted model, not a curated record.
UGCAUGGCUUUCAUAAAGAAUACAAUUGAGAACGCUAUAGUGGGCUCAAUUACAGAGUGUACUUCCGCUGGGGAGUACCUAGAAAAGAUAAAGAGCCAGUUCACUGGUUCUUCAAAGACAUAUGCAACCCAGCUGUUGAAGCAGCUGGUGACAGAAAAGUAUACUGGAGGUGCACAUGGCAUCGGGGAGCACAUCCUCAGGAUGAGCAACAUGGCUGCAAAGCUGAAGCCCAUGGAUGCUGACCUGGAGCUGAAGCCUGCACUUCUGGUUCACUUGGUGAUGGCUUCAUUGCCACAACAGUUUGAAAACUUUGUCAUCAAUUACAACAUGAGCCCUGAGAAAUGGGACAUUGAAAAGACCAUUGCCAUGUGUGUGCAAGAGGAGGAUAGACUCAAGGCACUGUAA